Pistacia vera is the source of this 297-nucleotide messenger RNA. Its product is annotated as protein BUNDLE SHEATH DEFECTIVE 2, chloroplastic-like. The transcript has 5 exons. The record is from RefSeq and is a predicted model, not a curated record. The coding region runs from base 1 to 297 and encodes 98 amino acids. Lineage: Eukaryota; Viridiplantae; Streptophyta; Magnoliopsida; Sapindales; Anacardiaceae.
AUGGCUUCUGCUUCAUCUUUUGCCCCUGCCCUUCCCUCAAGACCAACACUCAAACCAAGGACACUGAAAAGCUGUACUGGAUUCAUUAUGUGUCCCCAUUCUACAACUAGUAAACUCCGUUCUGUUAAAGCCAAGGCUGCAGCAAAUAAUGGAAACACAAAGCCAAAAAGUGUUAUCUGGCAGAUUGUGAUGAAAUGUGCAGUUAUUGCUCUCAAUGCAAGAGGGAAAAAGGAUAGCUGUGUGAACUGCAAUGGAGCUGGCUUCGUUGGUGGUUUUAUGAGUACUUUUGAUGAGUGA